Molecule: messenger RNA, 475 nt
Organism: Drosophila subpulchrella
Lineage: Eukaryota; Metazoa; Arthropoda; Insecta; Diptera; Drosophilidae
Gene: sloth1
Product: small integral membrane protein 4
Exons: 3
Coding region: 178-417 (79 amino acids)
Source: RefSeq, a predicted model, not a curated record
CACAUCUCUAAUUGAACAGCUGAUUGCUGGGGAGCGGAACGAAACGAGUGGAAACUGAAACAAGAGAUAACCAACACACACAUGUGACGGAGGCACUGCACACACACGGCUCGCUUGAAUUUCGCCUGGCAAAGGGCGGGAAAGACACGGAGUUAUAUAAUCGCCGGCUGAAAACACAUGAGUUCGUACAGCGGAUCUGUGCGUCGUCUGCUGGACAGUUGGCCCGGAAAGAAGCGCUUCGGUGUCUACCGCUUCCUGCCGCUCUUCUUCCUGCUGGGCGCUGGCCUGGAGUUCUCCAUGAUCAAUUGGACAGUGGGCGAGACCAAUUUCUAUCGCACUUUUAAGCGUCGCCAGGCCAAGAACUACGUGGAGGAGCAGCAUCAUCUGCAGGCGCGGCCCCCAAACAGCACUGACUAAGCAAAAUGCCCGCCGGAGUAUCCUGGGGCCAGUACAUGAAGUUCCUUGGCUGCGCCUU